Messenger RNA from Drosophila eugracilis, 7131 nucleotides. Its product is annotated as inositol hexakisphosphate and diphosphoinositol-pentakisphosphate kinase. The record is from RefSeq and is a predicted model, not a curated record. Gene Ontology annotation, cellular component: cytosol. The coding region runs from base 591 to 6611 and encodes 2006 amino acids. Lineage: Eukaryota; Metazoa; Arthropoda; Insecta; Diptera; Drosophilidae. The transcript has 10 exons. Gene Ontology annotation, molecular function: 5-diphosphoinositol pentakisphosphate 1-kinase activity; diphosphoinositol pentakisphosphate kinase activity; inositol hexakisphosphate kinase activity. Gene Ontology annotation, biological process: inositol metabolic process; inositol phosphate biosynthetic process.
AGCAUGUCGAAACAAUUAUACAAAGAGAACGCGUUCACUCGCGGCAUCUCCAUGCACUGAAAAUAAAAUAAAAUAAACUUGCGUAAAGAACUUUGAUUAAAGCUAAAUAUCAAAAUAAUUAACUUUAUUUUAAGUGUUUAGGUUUCAAAAGAUAUUUGAUUAGAUAUUCAAAGCAACUGUUAAACUUUUUGAGGUUUGGCUUGUGAAUUUGCCAAACAAAUUUGAAUUUUGAUAUAUGUAUGUAUUUCUCUAUGUGUGGUCACAUCUCUUCCUGCUUUUCUCGAUUGUUAUCUGCAGCUGAUCAGAUUUUCCCCCAUAACUUUAUGAGAGGGUGCUCAGACCAAUUGGCGUAAGCCCCGAAACAAUCCGAUACGAUAAGAUUCGAUCCCAAGCGAACCGUUUUCCGAACAAUUUCUCUAGUCGGUUGACUGCGUUGCGCUGUACGGUCGUUAUACAGUUAACCUUCGUCGUUUUUUGAGGAAUUCGUCCGACAAACUCACAUGGCUUGCUUUAUUGGCUCUCCUAAAGUGCUUACAGUGUCAAAAAUAACAAAUUAGAUUUAGCUAAAAAACAGCUGAAUUGGCAACACGAUGGAGUGGACCUGGUUCAAAGACUGGUGGCGCCUAAAGAAGCUCCGAUCCCGUCAUCAACGGCAUAAAAAAAAACUAGAAGCGGCCGCGAUAGCCGCUGGAGCUGCUGUAGCCUCCGCAGCAAUUUUACCCAUUUCGAAAUGUGGGGACAGUAAUGGAUCCAAAGAUCCACAGGCCAAUCGUCGUCACAGCUUAGACGCAGUGUCAUCUGAUGGGGCCAUAACAAGACGUCGGCGGGGCCGUGAUCACGAUCGUUUACGCCGUAAUCGUUUUCUGAAACGCCAGCGACGGAGUCGAAGUGCCGGAAUUCGCAGUCAGCAGGGAACAGAGAAUUCGCUUAGUAUGAAUCAAGAAAACGACGAUGGAGAGUACGGACCCUUUAAUGUCAGCGAUUACGAGGAUUACGGUCCAGCUCAUAGCAGUGAUGAUGAAAGCAAUGAUUUCUGCUUUUGCGAUAUUUGUAUGAAUGGGGACACGGACUUCGGGGACAGCAAUGACGGAAUGGACUCCGACACUAGCACAUCGUCCAGCAACAGCAAGCAGGUGGUCGUCGGCAUAUGCGCGAUGGCCAAGAAGACACAAUCGAAGCCAAUGAAGGAGAUCCUCACGCGCCUUGGAGAAUUCGAGUUCAUCAAACUGGUGACAUUUGAGGAAAACGUGAUCCUGAGAGAACCGGUCCAAAAUUGGCCGAUGUGCGACUGUCUGGUGUCGUUUCACUCGAAGGGCUUUCCGCUGGAGAAGGCAAUCGAAUAUGCUCAGCUAAGGAAUCCUUUUGUGCUGAAUAAUCUGCACAUGCAGUAUGAUAUUCAGGAUAGGAGAAGGGUAUACGCCAUUCUGGAGAAAGAGGGCAUCGAGAUCCCUCGCUACGCAGUCCUCGAUCGAGAUUCACCUGACCCUAAACAUCACGAGUUAAUCGAAUCCGAGGACCAUGUGGAGGUCAAUGGUACCACCUUCAACAAGCCGUUCGUGGAGAAGCCCGUCUCGGCCGAAGACCACAAUAUAUACAUCUACUACCCAACCUCCGCAGGCGGCGGAAGUCAACGCCUUUUCCGGAAGAUCGGCAGCCGGAGUAGCGUCUAUUCCCCCGAGUCAAGGGUACGCAAGACGGGAUCCUUCAUUUACGAGGACUUUAUGCCCACCGAUGUGUACUUUUCAGGCACGGACGUCAAGGUGUACACCGUGGGACCGGACUACGCUCAUGCCGAGGCCCGCAAGAGUCCUGCUCUGGACGGCAAAGUGGAGCGCGAUAGCGAGGGCAAGGAGAUUCGCUAUCCGGUCAUCCUCAAUCAUUCUGAGAAGCUCAUUUCACGUAAGGUUUGCCUUGCCUUCAAGCAAACCGUCUGUGGAUUCGACCUGCUGCGAGCCAACGGAAAGAGCUACGUCUGCGAUGUCAAUGGGUUUAGUUUCGUAAAGAACUCGAAUAAGUACUACGACGACUGCGCUAAGAUACUGGGCAACAUGAUCUUAAGGGAGCUAACGCCCACACUGCACAUCCCCUGGUCGGUGCCCUUCCAGCUGGAUGAUCCACCCAUUGUGCCCACUACAUUUGGAAAAAUGAUGGAGCUGCGCUGUGUGGUAGCCGUAAUUCGACAUGGCGAUCGCACGCCCAAACAGAAAAUGAAGGUUGAGGUGCGGCACCCCAAAUUUUUUGAGAUCUUCGAGAAGUACGACGGAUACAAGCUGGGCCACGUUAAGCUGAAGCGGCCCAAGCAACUACAGGAGAUCCUUGACAUCGCCCGUUUCCUGCUCAGCGAGAUACACACCAAGGCCCAUGCCGAGAUUGAGGAAAAGGAAAGCAAGCUGGAGCAGCUGAAGAACGUUCUAGAGAUGUAUGGACACUUCUCGGGAAUAAAUCGCAAAGUUCAGAUGAAGUACCAACCAAAGGGUCGACCCCGUGGCUCCAGCUCCGAUGACAGUAAGUCUGGUCGGAUUCCUCCAUAUCCAAGUGACUCGAUUAACCAAAGCGAAGCCAAUCUAGCAGCGGAUCAACCUGUGGAGCCGUCACUAGUUCUUAUCCUUAAGUGGGGCGGUGAGCUGACGCCUGCCGGUCGCAUCCAGGCGGAGGAACUGGGCCGCAUCUUUCGGUGCAUGUAUCCUGGCGGGCAAGGAAGGUCGGAUUACUCGGGAACCCAGGGCCUUGGCCUCCUAAGGUUGCACUCAACGUUUCGCCACGACCUUAAGAUAUACGCUUCGGAUGAGGGACGUGUCCAAAUGACGGCCGCCGCCUUUGCCAAGGGUUUGCUGGCCCUGGAAGGCGAACUAACACCCAUUCUUGUUCAGAUGGUGAAGAGCGCCAAUACGAAUGGGCUUUUGGACAAUGACUGUGACUCCAGCAAGUAUCAGAACCUGGCCAAAGGUCGCCUUCACGAGCUAAUGCAGAAUGAUAGAGAGUUUACUAGGGAGGAUCGCGAACUAAUCAACCCGUGCAAUAGCAAAUCGAUUACGCAGGCACUGGACUUCGUAAAGAAUCCUGUGGACUGCUGUCACCACGUGCACCUGCUCAUCCGCGAACUUCUUCACAUCAUCAGUAUCAAGAAGGAUGAUCCAAAAACUAAGGAUGCGAUUUUGUACCACGGUGAGACGUGGGAUCUUAUGCGUUGUCGCUGGGAGAAAAUCGAGAAGGACUUCAGCACAAAGUCAAAGCUUUUUGAUAUUUCUAAGAUACCAGAUAUCUACGAUUGCAUCAAGUACGAUCUGCAGCAUAAUCAACACACCUUGCAGUAUGAUCAGGCGGAGGAGUUAUAUAUCUACGCAAAAAAUCUAGCUGAUAUAGUUAUACCGCAGGAGUAUGGAUUGACGCCCCAGGAAAAAUUGGCCAUUGGCCAAGGUAUUUGCUCACCAUUACUGAGAAAGAUCAAGGGGGAUCUGCAGCGGAAUAUAGACGAGGUGGAAGAUGAGUUCAUGAACCGUUUAAAUCCACACUAUAGCCAUGGUGUGGCCAGUCCUCAGCGGCAUGUCCGGACAAGGCUGUACUUCACAAGCGAAUCGCAUGUCCACUCGUUACUCACAGUCCUGCGUUAUGGGGGAUUGCUUAAUGUUGUAACAGAUGAGCAGUGGCGUCGUGCUAUGGACUAUAUUUCAAUGGUAUCGGAGCUGAACUAUAUGUCUCAGAUUGUUAUCAUGCUCUACGAGGACCCCACAAAGGACCCAACAUCCGAAGAACGCUUCCAUGUUGAGCUGCACUUCAGUCCGGGCGUAAACUGUUGUGUGCAAAAGAAUCUGCCGCCAGGGCCAGGCUUUCGGCCGCAUUCGCACGGCGACAAUGCAUGCAAUGUAAGUUUGCAGUCCUCGGAUGAGUUAAACCCCGCCAGGAUCGAGGAGGAGAAUGACUCGAAUUCCGGAGAGGAGAAGGAGGGCAAGAAGCGAGCGUCUACUUGCCAAAGGAGCUCCGACCGCAGUGCUGAGCGCACUUCCUCCGCCUUUGGAUUUAACCGGUUGGAGCUAAGAUCCAAGCAGUUGAAAUCGAAGCCCAUCCCCAUCGGAGCUCAUCACACUGUUAGUGGUCAUGAGGCAAUGGAUCUAGCCAAGCGGUUGAAUGAGGAGCUUGCGUCGCAGCAGCAACAGCAAAACCAGCAGCUCCGGCCCAUCAGCCCGGAUAUCCGGGCAGUGAGUCCUGACUGUGAGCCACGAUCCCGGAGCUUUGAGCAGCGUGCCUCCUCUGGUGUAUGUGCCAAGGAGCCGGUGGAUUCUUUAGUUUUUGGGGAGACCUAUCAGCGUAUAAUUUCUCAGUUUGAGGAUAGUUUGAAGGGACAUACUCCUGAGUUUGGAGAGAUAACCCAUGCUCGAGUUAGCAUAGCCUGCAACUCGGAAGGAGGAGCUCAACCCAAAAAUGCCAAUCAUCGCACUGCUUUUCAGAUUCGGGUUACGAAUAAUUUGUCCUUUUUUAAAAUCGACUCGUCGACCAACGAGCUGCCUUUGUCGGACAUUGAUUUCUCGCUGCUCCCAGCCACUCCCCAAUGCGGCCCGUCAUCGCAUAAACGCCUUCACGUGCUAACCAUGCGGCGAAUGGAGAGUUAUGACGAGGGAGAAGAUCUCGAGCAGCUGCAGCAUCUGCCGCAGAUCUCUCCAAUGGCCACCAAUGAGCGACCUUUAAGUUCCUGCAACUGCAGCAGCUCGACGGCUCAGGCGCAUUCUCACUCUAAGAGUCUGAUGGACUUGGGGCAAGCGACGGCUACCACAUCCCCUUCAGAAACUGGGCAUGAUGUAGAGAUAUGCGUCGAGCCGGCGACAGCGGCAGAUAUGAGUGCCAGUAGUUUUGAUGAUGACUUUCAGUUGUCCAGCUCGGCGCCAGCCAUCCUGAUGAGCUCACAGUUUGGCCAAAGACCUAUGAUGGCUGCUCUGUCAUCCAUGGUCCACGCCACCACCUCCCCCACAGCCUCCACUUUACGUCUCUGCCAGGACAUGGAAAAAGCUUCGACUUCAUCGUCUGCACAGCGCAAAGCCACCAGUAGUUCCUGUGGUCAGUUGUCCAUGCCGACCUCGGCUCCUGUUUUAACAGAAAAUCCGUUUCGCUUCACUGUUUCAUCAGUGGGCUCAAUAGCAUCCUCUGCCGCAGGCUUCGUGAACUCUUUUGAGCCCAUCGAAGAGCAAGUCACACCCACAGUGGAGGUGUGCCCAAAGCCUUCGCAGCCAGAGCCUCAAGUAGUAUAUAAUCUGCCCACGUUACUUAUCACGGGCACAGCAUGCAGCACACAAUUGAAGAGCAUUAGGAACAGCAAUAUAUCGACAAGGACUCCAGAAGUUACUGCUAUGCUUGCACCAAUGAAUAGUGAAAUGCUUAAAGAUAAAGAAUUAGAAACGGUGGAAGCAAUACCAACACGAACACCAUCAAAUAUAGAAGAUGACAAUUUAACUGACACAAGGACAGAUAUAUCAUUAGACUCAGAAACGAGUAAAGAAAAAGAUAAAACAAAAGAUAUGCCAACGGUUACACCAACAGAUACAGCCACAAAAGGUAUAAGUAAGUGUACACCAACAGCUUCACCGACAGCCACCCCAAAAUCCACAUCUCCAGCAUCCUCAGCAUCCCCACCACCAUUUAUACCAUCCACAACCACCUCAACAACAGCAGCAGCAGCAGCUUUGUUUGAUAAUACAGCAACAAUGUCUUCUAAUAAACCAUUUACUAACCAAUUCACAUCGAUUGAUCCCACCUCAAACGACGCACCACACCAAUAUCAUAAACGUCACCACAAACAUUGCCACCAUCAAAACACAACGACGAUUAACGAUCGUCCACAACAAAAAUCAUGCACCAUCAAUAAUACACUUAACAAAAACACCACCACCGUCAUAAAUACAAAUGCCUCUACCACGACCCCGUCUUGUUGUACCAAUACCAUCGCCACAGAUAGCCAAGUCUCGGUAUCGGUUUCGGCCUCGGUGUCAUCGGCCAACUCGUCCACGUCGUCCCGUCGCCAAAGACACAGUAUUGCCGGCCAGAUGUCCUAUAUGAAAAUGUUGGGUUUCGGUGGUUUUAGCAAAAAGAUGGCAACCAGCGCAAAUAGCCUUUUCAGCACCGCCGUCAUCAGCGGAAGCUCAUCCGCUCCUAAUCUUCGCGACAUGAUACCGGUCUCCUCAUCCGGAUUUGGCGACGUACCACCUAUUCGACCGCUAGAGACGCUGCACAACGCCCUUUCGCUGCGGAAGCUAGAUAGCUUCUUGCAGGACAUGAUCUUGGCACAGAUAUUUAAGACGCCGACAGGAUCUCCGCCAAGGGGCUUCGCCAAAAGCACCUUGCCAGCAGUCUCCUCGAUGACGCUGACCGCCUCAAAUCAACCAGACGUGGCGGAUAGCAAUGACGCGCAAAUUGGUGGCCGGCAGAUGAUGUCAACAGGGAUGACACCGAGCUUUGACCGGCGUGGAAGCGAAUCCGGAUCCACUAUCGAUGCCCAAUUACCGCGUCUUCCGGAGAGCCAGUCCCCGAAUCUAGACGAUAGCAACUGUGCGGUGUUGCAAUCGCAGGCAGGAAAUAUGCAGAGUAAGUGCAGAAAGAAGUCGUUGAUCGAGUGGCAGUGUUGAAUGGGACCACAUUCGCUUUAAUCCCUAAGCUCAACCAAAUUCAAAAUUAUUAAGUUGUUAGAUUGGCUUUUAAAAUUAGUAGAGUUGACUAUUUAUUUAAAAAAAAUUACUGCCUUGUUCUCAUUGAUUGUAUGCUAAUUAAAUGAAGCUGUUUUUGUAGAAAUUUUCGUUUUUAUAUCCUUGUUGAUUUCAAAGGAAAUAUUGAAUAUAAGUUAGUUUUUUAGUAGGUUUUUUCCCAUGUUCUUUUAAGGCGUUUUGUGGAACAAAAUUUUAUUGGUUUAUUAUGGGCUUUGACGUCACAGACAGUUAGUAAACACGCCUAAGACAGUUCUAAAAGUCGUUAUUGUUUUUUAUCUAGCAGGUUCUAAAGGCUAAUUUUAAAUUUGUUAACGUCUAAUUGUAAAUAUGAAAACAUAAGCCUUAACAAGAAAAGUGAAAAAUAAUUUUUAAAAUUUUCAUUCUUUCAGAAAAUUCAACUGAGCCAAGCAUUUGAAAUAAAUGCAGUAAAGUCUUAUUAAAA